AUGGGAGUUCGUGUUGAAGGCUUUGUUCCCGCAUCCGUACUGCCAUUAUUACUAACGAUGGUUUUUUAUCUCGGUCCCUUCGUUCAUUCUGCUAUGGACGACCCGGAUGGCUUCACCGGGGAACUGCAGUCUGCACUCGAUGUUCGGUCCUGGAGGCUGUGUGUGAGAGAUGCAGUGUGGCUCAGGAACCAGGUGGUGGCACCAGUGACGGAGGAGCUGGUGUUCAGAGGGGCCAUGCUGCCCAUGCUGGUGCCCUGCACUGGACCCACAGCAGCCAUCUUCGUGGCUCCGCUGUUCUUUGGUGUUGCUCAUUUCCACCAUAUUAUAGAACAACGGCGCCUCGGCAAGGACAGCAUGAGUGUUAUCCUUUUGGUGGCAGGGAUGCAGUUCUUGUACACAACUCUGUUCGGUGCCUUUACCGCCUUCAUAUUCAUGAGAACUGGUCAUGUUGUGGGUCCAGUUUUGUGCCAUUCCUUCUGCAACAGCCAGGGUCUGCCUGACGUCACCUCUGCCCUGCAACACCCCCAACGCCCAGCUCUGCUCUUCUCGUAUCUGAUGGGAAUCCUGCUAUUUCUGGUGCUGCUAUUCCCUCUGACAGAUCCUUUCUUCUAUAGUGCCAUUCCCGUCUGCAGCCUGGCUCCCCCUCCCACGUCUGUAUGUUAA
Molecule: messenger RNA, 663 nt
Organism: Acanthochromis polyacanthus (spiny chromis)
Lineage: Eukaryota; Metazoa; Chordata; Actinopteri; Pomacentridae
Product: CAAX prenyl protease 2-like
Exons: 6
Coding region: 1-663 (220 amino acids)
Biological process (GO): CAAX-box protein processing
Cellular component (GO): endoplasmic reticulum membrane
Molecular function (GO): metalloendopeptidase activity
Source: RefSeq, a predicted model, not a curated record